AUGUUAAUUCCGGGUUUCUUACUCUUAUUGGUCUCGGUGAUUUUAUUCAGACUCAAGAUGGGCGAGAGUGACCUUGAAAUUAUAGCUUCCCUGUUGCCCUUGCCGCAAUGGACCCAAACGCCUGAGGAAAUAUUGGCUGAGGCCCGGAAGAUAAUCGCCAGUGACGUAGCCUUCUAUGACAAAAUAGCGGCCGUUCAAGACCCGACUGUGGAGAAUGUUUUGCAACCCACCAUUGACGACGAGAACUCUUCGUAUUUGGCUUCGAAUAAACUCACUUUUUACCAAUACGUGUUUCCAGAUAAGGCGGUGAGGGACGCCUCCACGGAAGCGGAGAACUUGUUGGACCAAAGCGCCAUUGAGCAAAAUUUGAGAGUCGACGUGUUUAAAGUGUACAAUGAAUUGUGGGAGAAGAUCAAGGGCACGAAUGCUACAGACCCGGAGUCUAUGAAAUUUUUGGAGAAAACUGUGAAGAAUUUCAAGAGGAAUGGGUUGGCUUUGCCAGAGGAGAAGCGGGAGCAGGUCAAAAAGCUUAAGAUGCGUUUGGCUGACUUGCAAACCAAAUUUGCUAAGAAUUCAAAUGAGGAGAAUGGGCGCUUGACAUUUACUUUGGAAGAACUUGCUGGCGUUCCAGAAUCAGUCAUCGAGCAGUUUGAGAAGGUCACCGAAGAUGGCCAGGAAAAUUACCAGGUUACAUUUAAGUAUCCAGACAUUUUACCCGUUUUGAAGUAUGCUAAGGUGGAGGAAACUAGAAAGACAGCUUACAUUGAGAACCAGAAUAAAGUGCCCGAGAAUGUCCCCAUCUUGAAGGAGAUUGUCGACAUUAGAUUCAAGCUUGCAAAGCUUUUGAACUAUGACACCUAUUCUGACUUUGUGCUCGAGGAGAGGUUGGCCAAAACGCCCGGCAACGUCCUUUCAUUCUUGGAAGACCUCAAGAGUAAGCUUACUCCGGUGGGCAAUCGAGAGUUGCAGAAAUUGAAGGACCUCAAGAAACAGUACUUGUUGAAGGCAGGCCUUCCAGAGCAAGAUGAGUACUUUGCGUGGGAUCAUGCCUUCUAUGGCAAUUUACUCUUGGAGCAGGAGCAUCAGGUGGACCACCAGAAAAUAUCCGAAUUCUUCCCAUUGGACAGGACCAUUUCAAAGAUGCUUGGUUUCUACGAGAAGUUAUUUGACGUGAAGUUUGUGAGUGUCAAUAACACUGACCCUCUGUCUGUGUGGCACCAAGAUGUACGCAAAUACGCCUUAUUUUCCAACAUCGAACACGGUGAGCCCAAAAAUGAGUUUAGAGGGUGGAUCUUCUUUGAUCUCCACCCAAGGGACGGUAAAUACACCCAUGCCGCCAAGUUCGAACUCAACCCUGGAUUUGAAAAGCCAGAUGGAUCUCGGCAAACUCCAUUUUGCGCCUUGGUGUGCAAUUUCACCAAACCUAAGAAAGAAAAACCCUCGUUAUUGAGACACAGCGAGGUGACCACCUUCUUCCACGAGCUCGGUCAUGGUGUACACAGUUUAUUGUCAAAGACAAAGCAUGGCAGGUUCCAUGGCACCCAUGUCCCCCGAGACUUUGUGGAAUGUCCCUCGCAAAUGUUGGAGUUCUGGACUUGGUCCCCCAAUGAACUCAGAGAGUUGUCAUCUCAUUACGAGACGGGUCAGCCACUCACUGAGGAGUUGCUUGAGAAUUUGAUUAAAUCGAAGCGUGUUAACACGGGGUUGGCCAACUUGCGUCAGCUCCAUUUCGCUCUUUUUGACAUGCAUCUUCACACAAUUGCAGAUGAGCAGGGCCUUGCUGCAGUUGAUUUCGACAAGUUGUGGAACGAGUUGCGUGAAGAAAUCACUUUGGUUGGUAAUGGUGGUUUGACAACGAGAGGCUACGGUACUUUCGGACACAUUGCCGGUGGCUAUGAAAGUGGUUACUACGGAUACUUGUACUCCCAGGUAUUCGCGACCGAUAUCUACUACACUCACUUCAAAGAGGAUCCCAUGAAUGUCGAGAGAGGUUUGAAGUAUCGCGACACUAUCUUGAAGAACGGAGGUUCGAAGGAAGUGUUGGAUAUCUUGAAAGAGUUGCUUGGCAGGGAGCCUAACGCGAAGGCUUUUACCUUGGAAUUGUUGGGUAGUGCCUAA
Molecule: messenger RNA, 2118 nt
Organism: Candidozyma pseudohaemuli
Lineage: Eukaryota; Fungi; Ascomycota; Pichiomycetes; Serinales; Metschnikowiaceae
Product: M3 family metallopeptidase
Exons: 1
Coding region: 1-2118 (705 amino acids)
Biological process (GO): proteolysis; peptide metabolic process
Cellular component (GO): mitochondrial intermembrane space
Molecular function (GO): metalloendopeptidase activity
Source: RefSeq, a predicted model, not a curated record